Besnoitia besnoiti is the source of this 2088-nucleotide messenger RNA. Its product is annotated as zinc finger, C3HC4 type (RING finger) domain-containing protein. NCBI's taxonomy places the organism in Eukaryota, Apicomplexa, Conoidasida, Eucoccidiorida, Sarcocystidae. The coding region runs from base 1 to 2088 and encodes 695 amino acids. The record is from RefSeq and is a predicted model, not a curated record. The transcript is spliced from 6 exons.
AUGGGGAACGCGAACAGCAGCGGCCGGGAAGACCACCCCCCCGGAGGUGCUGGCGGCGUCGCCAGCCGUCCAGGAGAGUUCGUCGCAGGUGCACGCGCCGGAGUCGCGGCGUCUUUCCCGCCCUCCACGCGUCAGGGCGGGCAGUCGCAUGAUCGCCCCGUGAUAGGUCAGUGCUACGCGUGUCAGGCGAGGGGGCUAGCCACAGUGGAGCCCUCUUCAGGAGAUCUGCGAUGCGGCAGGUGCGGCGCCGUCGGUUUCGUCGAGCGUCUCCCGGCGCGCGACGAAACCGACGGCGCCGCAGCGUCGAGCGUGUCGGCGGGUCGCAGUUCCUCUGCGCGCGACGAGUCCGCAGAUCCGAUCGAGAAUGCCUUCGGCGUCCCGCUUGGCGACCUCGUGGCGCAGCUCAUGGGCGGGCUCGCCCGCUUGCAGUCCGACGAUUCUGGCACCUUCUUCGACGACGAGGGCGGCGCCCGGGCGCUAUCCGCGGACGACCAGUCUGCCUCGCUGUGCCCGCGAGUCAUCUUCGGCUCAGAGCAGCAGCGGCAGCAACACGAAGAGGCGCGCCGCAUGAUGAACGCUGUCUUCGGCAGCCCCGGCGUCCGGACGGCCUUCGGCAGCGGAGGCGGAGGCGCCAACGCCGCUGGGGGAGGGCAAGCACCCUUCCUCCAGCAAAUUAGCAACGUCGUCAUGCAAGCGCUGAAUCAAGCGCUCUCAGGCGCAGGAGGUGCUGCCGGCCUCGCGGUCGGCGAAGACGCGAUGGAUCAAAUUCUUACGAUGAUCAUGCAGAACGACGUCAACCGCUACGGCUCGCCUCCCGCGGCUGAGGCGGUGAUUCGCAGUCUUCAAGAGGAAACCGUCAGCGAGGAAGAAGCGAGGGAGGCUGGCCCGUGCGCCAUCUGCCAGGAGGAAUAUCGCCGCGACGACGUCGUUCAUCGCCUGACGGAGGAUCGCUCGCAGUGCUCCCACAUUUUCCACAGGCAGUGCAUCAUCCCCUGGCUGCAGCAGCACAACUCGUGCCCGGUGUGUCGAUUCGAGCUCCCGACCGACGACGCCGCCUACAACCAGCGCCGAGCCGAGCUGCGGAAUCGCGUGCGCAGCACUCUGUCCUCCGUGGCGGCCGCCGCGACAAAUCCCUCCGCUUCCUCGCCUCAAACUGCCACAGGGGUGGUUUCGGCGAGCCCUCCUCCUGCGGCUGGGAACGCCUCAGAGACGGCCGCACGUGAGGCAACGGGCUCUGUUUCGUCCAUUCCCUCUGCAGCUUCUUCGUCUUCUUCUUCCACCUCUUCGUCAUCUUCUUCGUUGUCAUCUUCAGGCGCGUCUUCCUCGUCGUCUACCCGACAGGGCGAAGGGAGCGUUCGGCCGGCGACGGCAGCGGAGGGCGGCGGCGGCGACCACCCCGCGGGGGUGCUGGCGCCAGAGGGAGCUGAGCAGCCGUCGACUGCGGCGUCUUCCUGCUCCUCCUCUGCGUCCUUCGCGUCGGUUUCUUCAGACUCUCGCAGCGGCGUGUCUGCGGGGGCUGCGGAAGCCUCCUCGGCGCCGUCGUUCUCAUUUCGCUUCUCAGGUGCCGCGGCGCCUGCUGCAGGCUCGACGGGCGACGCAGGCGCCUGCUGCGCAGUUCUUCGGGGUCCCGGCCGUCGCGUCGUCGGCGUCGGGCGGCUUCCCCCCCCGCCAGGCGUGCCCGCCUUCGGGGCGACGCUGAGCUUCAAUGACCCUGAGGCCGUCCAGCAGCAGCUGCAGGACGUGAUGCAGCAGGUGUUUUCAGGCCUCGCCAACGCGCAGGCAGCCGCGCCGCAGCGGCCGCAGGGCGAGCCGCGUCACCACGGGAGACGAGGCGGCAACGACGGCGACGACGGCUGUCGCCAGCAGAGUGGAGAGUUCGGUCAGCAGCGGCUUUGUCAUUUGAAUGUCUUCUACGAUUCUCAAGUUCUGGGUAGCCUCCGCGGAGGUGUGGAGCUGAACGCGGCGGCUCUUAAGCCGCGACGCCAGGGCGCCAGAGUCUCCCCGCCCACACCCUUGUCGUCUCCGCGGCUCGCGGCGUUUCACUUCGCGGUCGGCUCUGCUGGGCCAUUAGACCUGGCCUGGGGAUAG